AUGUCUGGGGCCUUGUGCCGGCUGGUGAAACAACUAGCUCUAGCUCAUCAGCGUGACGCUGGGCAAGGAAAGCAUCCUCUAACCGCCUCUCCUGCCUACCUGGACACUUCGCUCUUAAGGCUCUUUCCAAACCUGACCGAGAUAGAGGACCUAGAGGCCACUCUCUCCUCCACUCAGAUGUAUCGACUGCAUCGUGCAUUACGCACCUAUCUGGCCCAUGUGUUUGCUGCCCAUCUUGCUGCUAUUUCCCUUGCAAAAUCCCAUGAUGAUCUACUUUUUAUUAAUCAAUUACUUGUAUUGAGCACCAGAAGCAACAGUCCCAUUGCUCCUACUCUACCCCCUUCGGUGACCGGCCUGGUCCUCCCGGACGAUGAAGGCACUUUGGGCGAAAGGAUAAUGAAUGAAGAACCCCCUUUCGGAGAUUCCAGUGGCGUUUGUGCUGCAAACAAGACUUUGAACGAAAGGACUGCUCAAGGCUCUCGUGCUAGAGGACUGUCAGUAAUGGGAGAAAUGGAGGGUCAGAGCGGAAAAGCUCAACCAAAGGAGGAUGAGGCUGCUAAAUGUCCAAGUGAAGUGAAACUCGGGAAUGAAGCAGAUAGGUCUCAGUCGAAGGCAUUCAGCGAUGGGAUUGAGAAGAUAUGGAAGAAGAUUCAGUGA
This is a messenger RNA of Striga asiatica, 657 nucleotides long. NCBI's taxonomy places the organism in Eukaryota, Viridiplantae, Streptophyta, Magnoliopsida, Lamiales, Orobanchaceae. The record is from the annotation of a GenBank genome assembly.